Messenger RNA from Myotis daubentonii (Daubenton's bat), 1155 nucleotides. Its product is annotated as THO complex subunit 4-like. The transcript has a single exon. Lineage: Eukaryota; Metazoa; Chordata; Mammalia; Chiroptera; Vespertilionidae. The coding region runs from base 1 to 1155 and encodes 384 amino acids. The record is from RefSeq and is a predicted model, not a curated record.
AUGGCCGACAAAGUCAACAUGUCUCUGGACGACAUCAUUCGGCUGAACCGCAGCCAGCGGGGCGGCCGCGGCGGGGGCAGGGACCGAGGGCGGGACCGAGGGCGGGACCGAGGCUGGGCCGGCUCCCAGGGAGGCCGCAGUGGUGGAGCGAGCCGGGGCGGCGGGCCCUUCCGGAACCGGGCGGCCCUCGACCCAGGCAGGAACCGGCCGGCGCCCUACAGCAGGCCGCCGAGACAGCUUCCCGACGAGUGGCAACACGACCGCUUCCGCAGGGGCUUGGGCAGGGGCGCCGGCCCGGUGACCGGGGGGAAGCUGCUUCUGUCCAACCUGGCCUUCGGAGUGUCCGACGCGGACGUCCAGCAGCUGUUUGCGGAGUUCGGGCCUCUGAAGAAGGCCGGGGUCCACUACGACCGCUCCGGCCGCAGCCUGGGAACAGCCCACGUGCACUUUGCGCGGAAGGCAGACGCCCUGGAAGCCAUGAGACAGUACCACGGCGCCCCUUUGGAUGGCCGUCCCCUCAACAUCCAGCUCGUCACCUCGCAGAUACACACGCAGCGCAGGCCGGUACAGAGUGUCAACAGAGGCGGGGUGACUCCACACCGAGGAUCUGGAGGCUUGGGCGGCGGCAUGCCGAGUCGUGCCCGCGGAGGCAGCCGGGCUACAGGCAGGGGCACCGGACGCAAUUCAAAGCAACAGAUCUCUGCGGAGGAGUUGGACGCCCAGCUGGACGCUUACAACUCCAUGAGGAGCACCAAAAAGGUGGACGCCCAGGUGAACACUGGCAGCGUGCUGAGGGGCACCAAAAAGUUGGACUCCCAGAAGGACGCUUACAACCCGAUGAGGAGCACCAAAAAGCUGGACGCCCAGGUGAACACAGGCAGCGCGAUGAGGGGCGCCGAGCAGUUGGACCCCCAGAAGGACGCUUGCAGCGCGAUGAGGGGCGCCGAGCAGUUGGAGGACGCCCUGCUGGACGCUUGCAACACCGUGAUGGACACCGAGGAGUUGGAGGACGCCCUGCUGGACGCUUGCGACACGGUGAUGGACACCGAGGAGUUGGAGGACGCCCUGCUGGACGCUUGCGACACGGUGAUGGACACCGAGGAGUUGGAGGACGCCCUGCUGGAAGCUUACGACACGGUGAUGGACACCACCUAA